Impatiens glandulifera is the source of this 2240-nucleotide messenger RNA. RefSeq names its product CTL-like protein DDB_G0274487. Gene Ontology annotation, biological process: transmembrane transport. NCBI's taxonomy places the organism in Eukaryota, Viridiplantae, Streptophyta, Magnoliopsida, Ericales, Balsaminaceae. The transcript is spliced from 3 exons. Gene Ontology annotation, molecular function: transmembrane transporter activity. The record is from RefSeq and is a predicted model, not a curated record. Bases 201 to 1811 code for a protein of 536 amino acids. Gene Ontology annotation, cellular component: membrane.
CCGUCCGUCAUACAAUAUCUUCAUUGCGACGCCACAACUCAGCUGCAUCAGCUUUGCACGUAGUUCGGUCAGCCAUGUACAUCUCCUCCUCCCCUCCACCGCCGUCCACGGCAUCUUCAUCCAUCAAUCCAAUUCCCUCAAUUUCAAAUAAUUCUCCUAAAUCCAAUCUCUGAAACAAAUCCCUCUUCUCAAUCUUUCCAAUGGCAGAAAAAUCUUCCAACUUUUCCAGGUUUGGUGAUCCAUCAACUUCUCCAAUCCAUCCACUCUUAUCCUCUUCAUCACCAUCUUCCAUCCAAGAUCCAACCCAUUCCGAUUCCGACCAAUCAUGUUACAUCCAAAUCACCUACAACCACGCUUCAAGACAAAUCAAAGACAUACCCAUUCUCCUCCUCUUCUCCCUCUGCUUCCUCUCCACCUUCGCCUUCGGUAUAUUCGCUUCCAUCAAUCGAAACCCCAGCUUCAAAAUCGCAUCUUCAUUCGUAUACGAUUCCAACAAUAAAUCCUGCAGAGUACCGGAUUCUAUCACCCACCAUUCGAAUUCGAUUUCAUCGUCCAAUUCCGAUGUGGUUAUUGAUGGGUUAAUCUUGGCAAUUGUAGUUACAUCGGUUUUGAGUGGACCCUUUGCUUUAUCUGUUCUUUGGUUACUCAAGCGUUACUGCAAGCAGGUUGUGUACUUUACCGUACCUUUCUUCGUACUUCUACCUGUUAGCAUUAAUAUAUAUUGGUUUGCUGCAUGUAUGAUUAAUUCCACUUGCAGCAAGGAAUUCCCUUUGGCUUAUCGGAUUUUAGUGCUUGUUUUUGUUUUCUUGGUGAUUGGAGUAUUGAUUUGGAUUGUUGUUAUCAAUUGGAAUCGAAUUGAGCUUACUGCGUUGAUUAUUGGGAUUUCUUCAAACGCUUUGUGGGCGAAUUUGAGAUUGUUUAUUGUUCUUCCGUGUUUGACGUUGGGAUUGCUUGUUUACUAUGUGCCUAUUGUGGUGUUCUUGGUGUUUGCGAAUGAGAAUGGGAAGAUUGUGGUUAGAGAGAAGAAGAGUGGAGAGUAUUACUGUGAUUGGAAGAGGGAUAUUUGGGUUUCUGGUUAUUAUGGAUUAGCAAUUGUUACUAUGAUCUGGUCUGCAGCUGCAAUGGUGGAAGCUCAAACUUAUGUUAUUAGUGGUACUAUUGCACAAUGGUACUUCUCUAAAGGAAACUCAACUACAAGGAAGAGUCUUCGGAAUUCUCUCAGAAACGGAUUUGGAGCCUCGUUUGGAACAGUGUGCUUAUCUGGAUCACUUAUAUGUGUUGUUCGCAUUGUGCGUACUCUGGUUGACACUGCAAGACAGGAAAACGUUUCAGGAAUGACAAACAUGUUAUUUAAAUGCUGUGUGAAUGCCCUGUUUUCGGCAUUUGAUUUUCUCAAUAAAUUCGCCAUAUACUUUGCAGCCAUAACUGGAGAAGCUUAUUGCUCUUCUGCUAAGAUGACAUAUGAGCUUCUAAAACGCAAUCUUCUAUGCACUGCCUUUGUUGAAACUGUCUCCACCCGUCUUCUUUCUGGAAUUAUAUCCGUCUUCUCUGCAGCUUAUGCUAUUCUGGUAUGUGCGGUAGCUUAUGGAGUGAGUGAUCUUGGGGCGGGUUCCUAUAUAAUUGGCGCAAUGUCAUGGGUGUUGCUUAUGGUUGUUAUGGUUUAUGUUGUGGGAGUUAUCGACGAUGUGAUAGAUACUAUCUACGUUUGUUAUGCGAUCGAUAGGGAUCGUGGGGAUGUUUGUAGACCAGAGAUUCAUCAAGUUUAUGCGCAACUUCCAAUUUAUAGAAGUUACAGAUCAUCACUCUUAUGAGCAUUGUAUGUAUAAACUCUUCACCUCAUUUGUAUCCUUAAUUUUGAUCUUAUUAUUUCCAGAUUUUCAGAAAAUUCCCAAAGCUGUCGAAAAUUGUACAUUUCUCGAUAUACUACUUGUACAGUUGAGAUGUAGGCGGGAUCAAUUCAUUCGUCCAUUCAUUCAUUUUGAGGUCAUCAAAGUCGUCGAAGCUAUUCACAAACCCUAGUUGUUGGUUUAGACGGACACUACAGACAAUGUUGAUUUUAUUUUUUUUGGUUUGGAUCCUACCUUCUUUUGUUUCUAUGUAUAUAGGGAGGGGUUCUGUUAGCACGGUGACAAAAUGAGAGUGUUUUGACCUAUUUGUCAAAGAUUCGAAUCUCAACUUCAAGUUGGUUUGAAUUUGAGAACCGUUAUUAUUGACAAUGUUGAAACAAGUGUAGAUUUUUU